GAGACGGGCGUCGAUAGUGACGAUUAUGAUGACGACCAGAUUGAGGACGGACCGAGUAGGCCUGAGAAAAGCAUGCUGGUCGACUUGAUGGGCAACAAUGACAACGCUGAAACUGAUCCUCUUGUACAUCUCGACGGAAUCGAGGAGAAACAAGAAUCUCUAGACGAUCAGAUGAGUGGUUAG
This is a messenger RNA of Rodentolepis nana, 183 nucleotides long. The record is from the annotation of a GenBank genome assembly. Lineage: Eukaryota; Metazoa; Platyhelminthes; Cestoda; Cyclophyllidea; Hymenolepididae.